UGUACAGCUUCGGAUAGAUUAAGGACAGACCUGCCCACAAACUGUAACAUAUCUGGGGCGUUGCCGAAAGAAAUCGACUGGAGAGCUAAAAAUUGCAUCACACCAGUCAAGAACCAGGGUGGUUGUGGAAGCUGUUAUGCAUUUUCAAGCACAGGUUCGCUAGAAGCCCACCAUUGUAUAAAAACUGGAGACUUAGUAUCCUUGUCUGAACAAAAUAUCAUAGACUGUACAGAUAACUCCAAGUAUUUAAACAAAGGCUGCAAAGGGGGACUGAUGGACCAUGCUUUUAGAUAUAUCAUCGAUAAUAGUGGAAUUGAUACUGAGAAAUCGUAUCCAUAUCGGGAACAGGUUGGUAGGUGUAAAUUCAGCAAGUCAACAAUUGGGGCCACUGUACGAUCGUAUCAAGAUAUACUUCCACGAGGGGACGAAUGUCAACUGAAGAUAGCGGUCGGAAGUGUUGGACCGGUGUCCGUGGGCGUAGACGCCAGCGGGCUUCUAUUCAAGCUAUAUUCCCACGGAGUAUUUGACAAUAGUUGGUGCAGCUCAACUAGGUUAAACCAUGGCAUGUUGAUAGUUGGAUACGGUUCAGAUAGUGAUGGAAACGAUUAUUGGUUGAUAAAGAACAGUUGGAGUACAUACUGGGGAAUGAAUGGAUACAUGAAGAUGAUUCGGAACAAGAACAACAGAUGUGGCAUUGCAACUCUCGCAAGUUAUCCUAUUGUUUAGCAGAAUAAAAAAAAACGUGGCAGCUUCUGUGGCCUAUGUUCUGAUAUAACAUUCUGAUAUUUAAUUGAUAAACAAAUACAUGUAUUAUGUUUUUAAAACAUCCUUUUAAAAAUUAUUUGUCCUUUAUUUUAGUGAUUAACAGGAAUUUGUCAAUUAAUUGUCUUUUUGUCGCUGUUUUGAAGUAUUUAGUAUUAAAUCAACGGUUGAUGA
Molecule: messenger RNA, 936 nt
Organism: Ruditapes philippinarum (Manila clam)
Lineage: Eukaryota; Metazoa; Mollusca; Bivalvia; Venerida; Veneridae
Product: cathepsin L-like
Exons: 6
Biological process (GO): immune response
Cellular component (GO): lysosome
Molecular function (GO): cysteine-type endopeptidase activity
Source: RefSeq, a predicted model, not a curated record